Messenger RNA from Stereum hirsutum FP-91666 SS1, 2043 nucleotides. Its product is annotated as DUF1716-domain-containing protein. Gene Ontology annotation, cellular component: spliceosomal complex. The record is from RefSeq and is a predicted model, not a curated record. The transcript is spliced from 9 exons. Bases 22 to 1971 code for a protein of 649 amino acids. NCBI's taxonomy places the organism in Eukaryota, Fungi, Basidiomycota, Agaricomycetes, Russulales, Stereaceae.
GCAUCUACACGUUCUAGCAAUAUGGAUAUUGACAAACUAUUCAAGGUCCCAAAGCUGCCCACAGGCGGCAACAAAAGGCGCAUGCCAGAUGCUCCAACUCCCGAAAUGCUCAAGAAAAUGAAGUUCGACUCUGACUCCAUGGCCAGUGCAGCGGGUCCAUCAUCCAUGGCACCACCCCCACCACCGAAAGGCGCGUCCUCAUCCGCCUCGAAGUCCGGUCCAAAACGCGCCUAUGUCCGAGACGAAGAGGAUGAAGACGCUGAAGCUGAGGAACGAGCGGGAGACUUUGCGCCUGGUGGAGACGCGGACUAUUUCACGGAGGAGGAUGAUGAGGGACGGUUCUUCGGUGGAGGGCUGACGAGCGAGCAGAAGGAGAUCCUCAACAUAUUUGAGAAUGCGGGCGAAGGUGCGCCGGACGACACGGAGACGCUGAAUGCAACCGGCAUUCGGAAGCUGCUAUUGAGGUUCGAGAAGGCUGCGAACAGGAACCAGGAUCAACGUUCGAAAUACCCUGAUGAUCCUACGAAGUUUAUCGACUCCGAAGCAGACCUUGACAGCGCCAUCAAGGCGUUACUUCCCCUUGCCCAAGUACCUUCAUUGGCUUAUCCGGACCUCGUGCGCUCAGGCCAAGUAGCAACUAUUGUCGGUCUUCUUAGCCAUGAGAAUGCGGACAUCGCUCUGGAUAUCAUCGAACUCGUGCACGAGCUCACGGACGAAGAUGUUGGCAACGAAGGCGAGGAUGAGGAUGAAGGAGAGGAUAGCGAGGCAGCUCUGAAAACAUUGAUUGAUGCUUUGCUGGAAAACUCAAUAUUGGAACUCCUGGUGGACAACAUGACACGCUUCAACGAGGCAGAAGAGGCAGACCGACAGGGCAUAUAUCAUGUUCUGGGUAUCUUCGAGAACAUCGUCGGGUCCAGACCCAAACUCGCAGAGCUCCUCAUCUCGAAAACGUCGCUUCUCAGCUGGAUGCUGAAGCGAAUCCAAGAGAAAGCGCAUGACGACAAUCGCAGCUAUGCCGCCGAGCUGCUCUCCAUUCUUAUGCAGGACAGUCGGCCUAAUAGGCUCGAGCUGGGCAAGAAGGAUGGAGUGGAAGUGUUACUUAAGGUCGCUUCGCAAUUCAGGCGCAGAGAUCCGGCGGAUGCUGACGAAACGGAGUUCAUGGAGAAUAUCUUCGAUGCUCUAUGUUCUGCACUGGUCGAACCAGAAAUAAAGGAGCUCUUCCUCAAGAGCGAAGGUGUCGAUUUAUUGGUGCUCAUGAUGAAAGAGAAGAUGCAGUCACGGUCGCGGUCCAUAAAAACUCUGGACCACGCCAUGUCAGGUCAAGCUGGUACCGAGAGUUGCGAAACUUUCGUGGAGGCGAUGGGUCUCAAAUAUUUGUUCUCCGCUCUCAUGGGCAAGGCCUCGAAGAAGUCAAAAUCAUCCUCGACCCCCGCCUCCGAGGACACAACCCACAUCCUCUCCAUCCUCUCCUCCCUCUUCUCCAACCUGCCCUCCGACUCCCCCUCCCGCAUCCGCCUCCUGGCCAAAUUCGUAGAAUCGAACUACGAAAAAACGGACAAACUACUCGACGUGCGCGAGUCUGCGCACUCGCGGUUGAAAGUCGUGGACAAGGAGAUCGAGGCGGAGAAGAAGGUGGUGAGGGAGAAUGGAGAGGAGGUGGAUGAGGAGGAAGACGUGUGGUAUUUGAGGAGGCUUGAUGGAGGGCUUUAUACGCUGCAGAUGGUGGAUUAUAUUUUGGCGUGGGUGAUGAUGGAGGAUGAUGGGAUCCGAGCACACGCGAAACAGAUGUUGGACCGUCGAAACCGCUCCUUCAAAGAUAUCGUCGCCACACUUCGGGUCUACAGCGACAAUAUCACGGAAGAGACUCCUCCCGAUCGCAUGGACGUCGAUGGCGCUCCGAACGGGCAAGACAUCGCACCGACACAAAAAGAGAUCUUGGGACACCUCGUCGACUUUCUCGAAGGUUGCUAGUCUGGACCUCUGUAUACCCACAACAAAUCUUUUGUUUGAUGCUAGAUGAUAGUACUGGUGACUUUUCCAGAU